This is a messenger RNA of Musa acuminata subsp. malaccensis (wild Malaysian banana), 2239 nucleotides long. RefSeq names its product dynamin-related protein 4C-like. NCBI's taxonomy places the organism in Eukaryota, Viridiplantae, Streptophyta, Magnoliopsida, Zingiberales, Musaceae. The record is from RefSeq and is a predicted model, not a curated record. Gene Ontology annotation, molecular function: GTP binding; microtubule binding; GTPase activity. Gene Ontology annotation, cellular component: membrane; cytoplasm; microtubule.
UGUGCUACGCGAUUAAGUCCGGCUCCUGCAACAACAGGAGGAGAGAGUGCAGAGUAAGGUGCUCCAAUAUGGCCGCGCUUGCUUCUUCCUACAACCAACGCAUCCGCCCCCUCCUCGAUGCCGUCGACCGCCUGCGCCACCUCAACGUGAUGCAGGAGGGCAUCGAGCUGCCCACCAUCGUGGACGUGGGCGAUCAGUCCAGCGGCAAGUCGAGCGUCCUCGAGUCCAUCGCCGGCAUCAGCCUGCCGCGUGGGCAGGGCAUCUGCACCCGCGUUCCCCUCAUCAUGCGCCUCCAGAACGACCCCUCCGCCCAGGAGCCCCAUCUGCAGCUCGAGUACCAGGGCAAGGUCGUCACCACCUCCGAAUCCGCUGUUCCAGACGCCAUCAACGCGGCCACCAACGAGAUCGCCGGCACCAGCAAGGGCAUCUCCGACGUUCCCAUCACCCUCAUCGUGAAGAGGAAGGGCGUCCCUGACCUCACCAUGGUGGACCUGCCCGGCAUCACCCGCGUCCCCGUCCACGGCCAGCCGGAGAAUAUCUACGAGCAGAUAUCGCAGAUCAUAAUGAAGUACAUCACACCCAAGGAGAGCAUCAUCCUCAACGUCCUCUCCGCCACCGUCGACUUCCCCACCUGCGAGUCCAUCCGGAUGUCCCAGCGGGUGGAGUCCGGGGAGCGCACCCUCGCCGUCGUCACCAAAGCCGACAAGGCGCCAGAGGGGCUGCUCGAGAAGGUGACGUCUGACGACGUGAACAUCGGCCUCGGCUAUGUCUGCGUCCGCAACCGCGUCGGCAACGAGACGUACGAAGAAGCUCGAGAUGAGGAGAUGAAGCUCUUCAAGGAACAUCCUCUGCUUUCCUGCAUUGACAAGUCCAUCGUCGGAGUCCAGAUGCUCGCUCAAAAGCUGACGCAGAUCCAGACGGCGAGCAUCGCCAAGUGCCUGCCCGACAUCGCCAAGAAGAUCAACGACAAGCUUAACCGUAACAUCGCGGAGCUCGAACAAAUGCCACAACAUCUCUCCACCAUCGCCGACGCUGUGCGGGCUUUCAUGCGCAUCCUGGGUGCCUCGAAGGAGUCGCUGAGGAAGCUACUCAUACGAGGAGACUUCGAAGAGUUCUCUGACGACGUGGACAUGCACGCCACAGCACGCGUUGCCGACAUGCACAUCCACUACGCCAACCAACUUCCUUCUCAGUGUCCUACUACCGAUGACAAGUUCCUGAUGGAGGAGAUCGAUGUCUUGGAGGAGGUGAUGGGCAUCGGGCUUCCCAACUUUCUACCUCCCACCGCCUUCCACACCAUUCUGAAGAGGAAGAUCAAGAUGGUCGCGGACGCCCCUCACCAAUUCGUCCUCGAGGUAUGGGGUUACGUCGAGGAUGUGGUGGUUCGGGUGCUGCUGCUGCGAUCCCAAAACUUCCCGCAGCUUCAAUCUUCAAUCAGGGUAGCAGCACAAGACGUCGUCAACAAGAUGAGGCGGAAAUCUCUGGCGUUUGUCCAGGAGAUCAUAGAAAUGGAGAUGACCGCCAACUACACUUGGAAUACCGAAUACAUCAAGACAUGGACGGAAUUGAUGGAUGGCCAGCGAGAUUUCAAGGUGGUCAUCGAUGAUCACAGUCGAUCGACCAUGUUGGAGCUCAGUGGUUUCGGGACAGUGGACGUCUGCCAUCUGAGGCCUUACGGGGGGAUGGCAGUCCAGGCCUUCGACUUGAGAACCAGGUUGAUGGCAUACUGGAAGAGUGUCCUGCUGAGGCUGGUGGAUGGAAUGGCCCUGCACAUACUCUACACCAUCAAGUGCUUGGUGGAGAACGAGAUAGAGGUGGAGAUCAUGAACAACCUGGUUGGGGAAGGCAUGACCGGCCUGCAGCGAAUGAUGGAGGAGACCGCCACCAUUGCAGCUAAGCGGGAGAGGCUCCGCAAGAGCAUCACUCUGCUAAAGGAGUCCAAGGAUGUACUGGCACAGAUAAAUGAUCGCAUAUACAGCGGGUAGCUGCUGUUGGUGGUGCUCCGUAUUUUGUUUUCGCUCGGCUGCUGCUGUGGUAGUAUGAUGGUGUAUCGUCGUCCUCGUUAGUCUCCAGUAUGUUUAGGGGGCAUAAGUAUCAUAUAAUCUUAUAGCUUCGUUUGUCUUCCAUGGCUUAGCCAUCCUUGUGCUGUCUCAGUGCACAAUCUUCACUUUGCAUUUAGCGCUGCACUUCUGCAGCAAGGUUAUGUAUUCAGUCGUAAUAUAUCAUAGGCUCUUCCGUA